Strongylocentrotus purpuratus (purple sea urchin) is the source of this 3846-nucleotide messenger RNA. Its product is annotated as oxysterol-binding protein-related protein 6-like. The coding region runs from base 203 to 2971 and encodes 922 amino acids. Gene Ontology annotation, molecular function: cholesterol binding. NCBI's taxonomy places the organism in Eukaryota, Metazoa, Echinodermata, Echinoidea, Camarodonta, Strongylocentrotidae. The transcript has 21 exons. The record is from RefSeq and is a predicted model, not a curated record. Gene Ontology annotation, cellular component: plasma membrane; cytosol; intracellular membrane-bounded organelle.
ACUUGUUUUGCACUUCCUGUCGAUACAGUGCGCCUGCCGUCGGUUCGGAGCUCCGGGACUCUUAAUCCACCGAAUUUUGCCUGUUUAACCCUCUUGAUCACUACCUGGUGUAAUUUUAGAGCAGCUGAUUGAUUGAAAAUAAUAUUCUAGCGGACAGGUCAGACGACCAAUACCAUGCGAUGGAGUGAUAUCAUGCGAUAGUAUGGAGGAUUUGGAUAUUAAAGAUAAAAGACUGCGUUUGCAGAGACAUGCACCAAGCACUUCUCCAAUUCCGGAAGACGUGAGAUUAUCUCUGAACAUGGAUACAGGUGAGAGUGGGAUGGCGGACCUGGACGGAGGCAAGACUAUGGAUGGAGGCAAGACUAUGAAGUUAGAACCUCUGAAGGUUGAGACAGACCAGGAUUUAGUCCAGGAACCAGGCAAGAUUGAGGGCUAUCUACUCAAGAGACGUAAGAGACCACUCAAGGGUUGGCAUAGGAGAUAUUUUGUGUUGGAGAAGGCCAUGCUAACCUAUGGCAAGAGCCCUAAUGAGUUGCAGAAAGGCAAGAUACAUGGUACAGUAGACACAGCAUUAGCUGUGAUAGCCACUGAGAGAGAAGAACACAAGAACUCAAGAAGAAUUGAUAUCGAUACAGAAGAUUUUGUUUAUCAUCUCAAGGCAAGUUCCUUUGAUGAGUUCUGUGAUUGGAGGAAGCAUCUUCAGCACCAUCAACUAUACAAGAAACAGCAGAGCUUACACUCCCCCACCCUUGCCAAACCCCUGAGCCCUGAAGCCCCGCCCACCUCCACACCUACCAGUGAACUCACACUCAAAGCAAUAACACUAGAGAGACGCAGACAGAGUCUACGUAAACAGUACUCCAAGGCCAGACUUGGUACUUCCAUGAUGGGCUCUUCCUUCGGGUUUAAGAAUGAGAGCCUGGAUCUUGAUAAAUGCUAUAAAGAGCUUAGUGAUGCUGAAGUGAGUAUAGUGAGUCUGUCUAAUAUCCUGCAAGAGCUCUUGAAUAUAGAACUACCUUCCUAUGCAGACGGCAACUUUGAGGUCGAUGAUCCAGUAUCAGGACACAAGAAAUCAAAAGCUCGUAAAUCACUCAAGAAGAUGAGGAGAAAAACGCCUAGUGACCCACAAGUACAUGAUAUCAAAUCGAGGCCAAACAGUCAUCCAUCAUCAGUGAUACCAGGUACAGGGUUAGUGGUGGAUGAGGAUACAGUCAGCAUCAGGUCAUAUACCUCAAGCAUCUCAAAUACAAGAGAGGUAGAUCAGAAGAACAGGGAUGACUUCUUAGAAACAGCCAAUCAAGUUCAUAGAAACUUGAAGAGCGCCCUCCAUUGGCUGACUGUUCAAUCAGAUAAAUGCAAGCAGGUAGCAGACACCCAGCUGCAGUCCCACAUGCUAGGAUCUACGCUUGGAUCUGCGUUAGGACAGUCAAGACAGAUCGCUAUCAUGCAAGACACAAUGCACAAGCUCAAAGUGCAGAAUGAAGAAAUGCGCGACCGUCUUUCCAGAAUAUGUGAAGAGGCUUCCAUGACGUUCACACCUAUAGCAUCUAAACCUGACCUUGAUAUGACACUACCUCUACAGGUCAGAGACAUGGGGCACUCACCCCUCACACCACAGCUAUCAGAUGAUAGAUUAUCACGUUCAGAAUCUAUUGUAGAAUUCUUUGAUGCUCAGGAGUACCUUGCCUCUAGCGCUUCUUCAUCAUCAGAGGAGGAGGAGGUUGAGAGUUCAGUGACAAGUGAAGAAGACGAUGGAGCAGACUAUGAGGAGGAUGACAUCAGAGCUCUGGAGAAUGGACGAGAAGAGGCACCAUCCCGGUCACAUACAGGCCGUAGAACACACCUUCCAUCACCUCAACCUGAUACCAGUCAGCUCAGUCUAUGGAACAUACUCAAGAAGAAUAUUGGUAAAGAUCUAUCCAAGAUCUCCAUGCCUGUUGCACUCAAUGAACCUCUCAGUAUGCUGCAGGUACUGUGUGAAGAGCUAGAGUACAGUGAACUCUUGGACAAGGCAUCUGAGGUCGAUAACCCCUUCAUGAGGAUGGUGUACAUUGCAGCCUUUGCUGUGUCUAGUUACAGCUCAACGUUUACCAGGGCAGGGACCAAGCCCUUUAACCCACUACUAGGAGAGACUUAUGAGUGUGUGAGGGAUGACAAGGGAUUUAAGUUUAUUGCAGAGAAGGUGUCUCACCAUCCUCCCAUCGUAGCCUGCCAUUGUGACAGCAAGAACUUCAUCUACUCUCAGGACGUGAGGAUAAAGACCAAAUUCUGGGGGAAAUCCAUGGAAGUCAUCCCCAUAGGAACCAUUCACAUACACAUACCAAAGUACAAUGAUCACUUCAUUCUGAGUAAAGUGACAAGCUGUGUUCAUAACAUACUGAGUGGAGAGAGAUGGGUUGAUCAUUAUGGAGAGACUGUCAUUAAGAACGGAGAUAUAUCAUGCAAACUCACAUUCACUAAGGCAAGUUUCUGGAGCAGUAGAUUACAUGAAGUAACAGGAGUCAUCUUGAAUCAAGAAGGCCGAGUGAUUCAUGAACUGUUUGGGAAGUGGAAUGAAGGUCUCUACUGCGGUAGAUCAGCAUCAGCUAAAUGUGUCUGGAGAGCAGCUUCCAUGCCUUCAGAUCAUCAGAUAUACUAUGGGUUCUCAAGGUUUGCCAUAGAACUCAAUGAACUAGACCAUGAAAGCCAAGACUCUCUACCUCCUACAGACUCAAGAUUCAGACCUGAUCAGAGAUUAUUAGAAGAAGGUGAUUUGAAGGGAGCUGAGCUUGAGAAACAAAGACUAGAAGCAAUGCAAAGAGAAAGAAGAAAACUCAGGGAAGAACAAGGAAUUGAAUAUCAACCUAGAUUCUUCAGGUUAAGUCAUGAAGGAAAGAAGGAGAAGAAGGAGAGAUGGGUGUGUAAGAACGACUACUGGGAUCUCAAGAAAGAUACUGGAUUUGCCACCUUGAAGUUUACUCAACUCUGGUAAGGAACAUUCCAUUGUGAGACGGGGAACCACGACAGGAAGGAUCAAGCCAUUCUACCACAGGGGUGUUCAAGAUCAUGUUAAGAAUAGCAGACUCAUUCUAUUCUGAGGCAGGGAAUCACCGCUGGAAGGAUUGCACCAUUCUGAUAUAGGGGUGUUCAAGUUCACCCUAGUAGGGUGGACUUAUUUUGUGCUAAGAUAGGUAAUCAACAUUGGAAGGUAGUUACUCUUAUGUAGGGGUGUCCACGUUCACCCGAAAGAUGGCGGGCUCAUUCCUUUCUAAGACAUGUAACUGAAUGGAAUGAUCGCACCAUUCUGAUACAGGGGUGUCCAAGAUCACACUAAGUACGGUAGGCUCAUUCUAUUCACAGCUGGAAGGAUCGCACUAUUCUGAUGUAGGGGUGUCCAGGUUCACCUGUGGGUAGGAUCACUCCAGUGGUAGACAGACAGAGACUCCAGGAUACACAUUGGAAAUCAACUACGUAUGAAAUCUCCUUCCUAAAUGUAUUUAGUUUUUAUUAACUCUAGCAGGGUCUGGGUGUGUGUAUUUUGCUUGUCAUUUAAAGUACCUUUUUGGUGUAGUUGAUCAUAGUAUUAUAUGAAUAAAGGACAGUGUAAAUCAAUACCACAAUUUGUAAGGUGCAACAGCCUAGGGUAUUGCCUAUUGGGAUGAGUGAGUAGAAAACAUCAACAUAUCGUCGCCCGGCUGGCAGAAGGGUGUUAGCACGCAAGCGACUCGAAAACUACUUUUCAAAUUAUUCAAAUUUAAAUAAUUGUUUUUUAUUUAAACUGUUUUCCGUCCCGAAAACUGGUUUAAAACUUAAAAGACUAAUAAAUGUUAUAAUAGAACACGGCCACAAUUUUUUUCUCAGAAAUAA